Dictyostelium discoideum AX4 is the source of this 1635-nucleotide messenger RNA. Its product is annotated as peptidase M14 family protein. The record is from RefSeq and is a predicted model, not a curated record. The transcript has a single exon. The coding region runs from base 1 to 1635 and encodes 544 amino acids. Gene Ontology annotation, biological process: proteolysis. Lineage: Eukaryota; Evosea; Eumycetozoa; Dictyosteliales; Dictyosteliaceae. Gene Ontology annotation, molecular function: zinc ion binding; metallocarboxypeptidase activity.
AUGAAAAUUUUAACAAUUUAUUUAUUAAUUAUUUAUUUUAUAGUAUUUAUUAAAAAUGUUGUAAAUUGUGAAAUUGAACAAUUAAUGAUUAAUGGUUGUGAAAAAUUUGAUGAAAGUGGUGAUGUUUGUAUAAAAUUAAAGAAAUUGAAUUUUUAUACAAUCAAUUCAGUUGGUCAACCAUUGACAAGGGAUUUAUUGGACUAUGUUGAAAAUCAAUUAUCAAUCAACCAAGAUGAUAAUAAAUUAAUAUUAACCAGUGAAAAUCAAUUUAAUGUUUAUUUAAAUGAAGAUCAAUUUAAAUUUUUAAAUGAAAAAAAGAAAGAAUUUGGACUUGAAAUCAAAUUAAAUUUAGUGAAAAAUUUAGAAGAAAUUUUAGGAACUACAAUUCAAACUGAAAUGGAUAAAUUAAAAAGAAUUACAGUUUUAUUAGAAUCAAUGCGUUAUAAUUAUAAUAAAGGUGGUAGUAGUACUGCAUAUGGACAAUCACCAUUUUUAGUUAGAUCAGAAUCUGGUAUCAUUGAUUAUAAUCAUUAUUUAAAUUAUAAUCAAUUAACUGAUUUUAUGAAAAAAAUUUCAAACUAUUAUCCAAAUCAAUCAAAAUUAUAUUCAAUUGGUAAAUCAUCAUUGGGUAGAGAAUUAUGGGCAAUUGAUUUAUCAAAUUUUCAAUUAAAAAAAAACAAUAAUAAUAAAUUUAAACAAAAUGUUAAAUUAGUUGGUAAUAUGCAUGGUGAUGAAGUUGUUGGUAGACAAAUGUUAAUUUAUUUAAUUGAUCAUUUAUUAUACAGAAAUUCAAAAGUUGAUAAAGAGUAUGUCGAAUUAUUUGAAAAUUUAAUUAUUUCAAUUGUACCAUCAAUGAAUCCAGAUGGAUAUGAACUUGGUCAAAGAGAGAAUGCAAAUCAUUUCGAUUUGAAUAGAAAUUUUCCAGAUAAAUUUGUGGGAUCAAGUAGUGAACUUUAUAAAAAGAUUCAACCUGAAGUUCAAUCAAUCAUCGAUUGGAGUAAAGAAAGAAAUUUUGUAAUGUCUGCAAAUCUACAUGGUGGCUCAUUAGUUGCCAACUACCCAUUCGAUUCGACCAGAGACAGUGAUAAUGGCUAUGGAUUCGGUAUUCAGUAUCCAACAACCGAUGAUGUCGUAUUCAGAAGAAUGGCAUUGACAUAUUCAUUGAAUCAUGCUAAAAUGUAUCAAUCAAAAGAAUUCCUUGGUGGAAUUGUCAACGGUGCUAAAUGGUACACUCUCAGAGGUGGCAUGCAAGAUUACAACUAUGACUUCACCAAUGGUAUGGAAAUCACAUUAGAACUAUCAUCAGAGAAAAUUCCAAAAUCAAUUGAAUUAAAUAGAUUUUGGAAUGAUAAUCGUAAUGCAUUGGUUAAAUUCAUUUCAUUACCACUAUCAAUGAGUAUCUUUGGUAGAGUCACUAAUAAUAAUAAUGAGAAUUUAUUUGCUCAAAUUCAAAUUUCAAAUAUUGAUAAAAUUGUAACAACUGACCCCUCAAAUGGUUAUUAUUCAAGAUUAUUAGAUGAUGGUUUCUAUAAUGUAACAGUUUCAAGUUUUGGUUAUAAAUCAAUUACAAAAUCAAUACUUUUAAAUCCAAAUUCAAGAGAAAAUAUUGAUUUUAUUUUAGAUUUUGAAAAUUAA